Molecule: messenger RNA, 1715 nt
Organism: Tuber aestivum (summer truffle)
Lineage: Eukaryota; Fungi; Ascomycota; Pezizomycetes; Pezizales; Tuberaceae
Source: the annotation of a GenBank genome assembly
AUGGAUACGUCCGACCCUCACAUCAGCUUCGAUGCACAGGGAAGCUGCGAAUAUUGUGGUAAUUUUCGCACGAACAUCCAACCCAACUGGCACGUCGAUGUCCGGGGUGAAGCGCAAUUGAUGAGAAUUGCUGAUCGAAUCAAGGCCGAUGGUAAGGGGCGUGAUUUUGAUUGCAUUAUUGGUUUGAGCGGUGGGUUGGACAGUUCUUAUCUUGUGUACGUUGCCAAGGAGGUAAUGGGCUUGCGCCCCUUGCUUUUCCACGUUGACGCUGGAUGGAACACAGAUCAGGCAGUUGGCAACAUCGAGAAGCUGGUUGAUGGCUUGGGGCUGGAUCUGUACACCGAAGUGAUCAACUGGGAAGAGAUGAAAAGCCUUCAACUUGCAUUUCUCAAGGCUCAGGUGGCCGAUCAGGAUAUACCACAAGACACCGCCUUCUUCUCUGGCUUAUACAAGUUCGCCAAGGCUCACAAAAUCAAGUACGUACUCACGGGUGGGAAUUUCUCUACUGAGUGCUGCCGCGAGCCAGAGGAGUGGGGCGCCUAUCCAGGUAUCGACAAAACACUGAUCAAUGAUAUUCACCGCCAGUUCGGUUCACGGAAGUUGAAGAGCUUUCCGAUUGUAGAUGUAUUGGCCUACAAGAUUUACUACCGUUACGUUUUGGGCAUGCAGGUGGUACGUCCGCUGAAUUUGGUGCCUUACAUUAAGCACGAUGCUGAGGCGACUCUUGAGCGUUUGUUUGGUUGGAAGAAGUUUCAGCACAAACAUCAUGAAUCGCGUUUUACCCGGUUUUAUGAGGAUUACUGGAUGCCUCGUAAAUUCGGCUAUGAGAAACGCCGCGCGCAUUUUUCCAGCCUUAUCAUGACCGGGCAAAUGACACGUGAAGCCGCGCUGGAGCGUAUUUCCAAGCCGGAACUGGACGAGCAAUUCCUGAAAUCGGAAUUUGAAUAUGUUGCAAGCAAGCUAGAUUUAACUGUCGCGGGCCUGCAGGAACUGUUUGACGGAAAAAAUAAAACCUUUCAUGACUACAAGAACAAACGCUUUAUGAUUGGACUGGGAGCCCGUGUUUUGUCUGCACUGGGGCUGGAAAGAAGGCUGUUUAGAUGAUCGCGAUCAUUGAUUAUGGCCUAGGAAAUAUCCAGGCUUUUGUGAAUGUGUAUAAGCGCUUGCACAUUCCUGUAACCGUUGCUCGAACGACGGAGGAUCUAAGUGCGGCCACCAAGCUCAUCCUGCCAGGAGUCGGUGCAUUUGACCACGCCAUGGAGCAGUUGAACGCUUCAGGAAUGCGGGCGACGCUUGAUGAAUUGGUUCUAGUAAGAAAGAUUCCUGUCAUUGGUAUUUGUGUGGGUAUGCAAAUGCUUGCGGACAGCAGUGAAGAGGGUUUACUUCCUGGUCUUGGGUGGGUUCCGGGGCGCGUGCGACAUUUUCGCUCAGUGACAGGACUGUCCCAUUUGCCACUGCCGCAUAUGGGGUGGAAUGACAUCGAGUCGCAACCUGGGCAUUCUUUGUUUAAAGGAUUGGAGUUGGAGGCAAGGUUCUACUUCCUUCACUCUUUCUAUUUUGAGUGUGCGCAAAAGGUGCAUGAAGCUGCUCGAACCGAGUAUGGCCUUAAUUUCAGCUGCGCGGUUUCUGUGGAUAAUAUCUACGGCGUCCAGUUUCACCCGGAAAAAAGCCAUCACUUUGGUGUCGCGCUUCUUAAAAAUUUCGCGGAACUAUGA